Messenger RNA from Caenorhabditis briggsae, 696 nucleotides. Lineage: Eukaryota; Metazoa; Nematoda; Chromadorea; Rhabditida; Rhabditidae. The transcript is spliced from 5 exons. The record is from RefSeq and is a predicted model, not a curated record. The coding region runs from base 1 to 696 and encodes 231 amino acids.
AUGUCAUACGGCCCCCAACUACCCGCCUGGCUCACCCAGAAUCAAGAAAAAUACGCCGGCGCCAGCUACGGACCAUCGAUUCCAUCAAAUUUCCGUCAAAACUAUGGUCCAGCUCUUCCGGGAGCCUCAGGAGCCGCCCAAGACGAUUCUGACGAUGAAAUUGGUCCAAUGCCAGUGGCUGCCGGAGACGAGGACAAGGAAGCGAUGGCGAGAGCCUACAGGAUGGUGAUGCAGAAAGAGCAAGAGGAUGAGGAAAAGAAUUCGCAACCAAAACGAGAGGAAUGGAUGACAUCCGUCCCAAAAAAACUCGGAAAUUUCGGACUUGGUGCGCGGACAUUCAAAAAAGGAACAGCUUCAGAGAGGGAUUCGACGUGGGAAGAUGCUCCGGGAGCAAAAAAGAAGCGGCGGGAGGAGAUGAAGACGGCGAAAUCGGUGGGAGCGGCGAUGGCCGAUGCUCGGCAAGAGGCGAUUGUUGUUGGAAAGAUACAGGGACCGUCGUUGUUGGAGUUACAUCAGAAGCAGCGAGAGGAGAAGGUUACGGAUGCGGGCUACACACCCGGCGAACGUCGUCCAUUCGAUCGUGAGAAGGACAUGGAAGUACGUGGAUUGAAGCCUGGAGGAAGCAAGGAUGCAGUGGAGAAGAUGAAAGAGCUGCAGGGACGAUUCGCCAAUAGCAAGGAGAAGAAGUUCUUGUGA